AUGCGCCAGAUGCCUUCAUUUGAUGCCAAUGCCCAGAUCCAAGCUUUUAGAUCUUGGAUUUUGAUGCGCUGUCGACAAGUUUGGCCGUGCAAGACAGAAACGAUCCAAGACACCAAAUUGUUGGCCAUGAUGCAAUUUUGGAAUGAAUUUCGUGAUGUUUCUCUCCCUGAAUUGCUUUUUCCGCUGCGAUGGAAUGAUAGCAUUGAUGGACAUGUCAGCAUUGCCUCUGUCUUGGAUCAUCUGAUCCGGUCCAAAGAAAGGGUCCCACCCACUGUUUGUGAUCCAGAGACGGCCGUUGAUGUUGAUGCCACUCCAUGGAUGGAUUUCCCGGAACUGGUUGAUGAUCCCACCACGGCUGGUUGUAUGAUGGUUGAUUCAUGCACGGUAGUAUUUGAGGGUUCAGGGGAUUCUCCGAUCCGUUUCCAACCCAAAUGUAAUGCCACAUUGAAGCAGUUCAUUGAUGCCCAGGCGAAACUGGUAGGUGAUGUCCAAGUUAUCAGUGCCACUAUGAACGGCACGCCAGUGGGCUUGGAUCAUGUCAUGGAAGUGGCUCAAGUGAUUGUGGUCACUACAUGUCCUUUGUCGCCAGUCCAGGAGUCAUGCCAGGUGGAACGGUCUGUUUCCCCUACUGCUGAGUGGACACAGCCAAUUCAAGACCCGAUUGAGGUUGAUUCACCUCCCCGCAAAGUCUCCAAGUUCGAUGUUGGAGAGUGUACCAUCCCGAAAACCAGUGUACAAGACCAACCGUGGUUGGAUGCCUCUCCUUUCCUGAACUUGCAAGGUGAACAGUUCUUGAAAUUGUCUCUUCCGAGUCUCACCAAUGUGCAGCAACUGUGGUCAGUUCGACAUCAGUUUUUUCGCACUGAAGACAGGAUGAAGAUUUUUGAUGCUCAAGGCCCACUCAUGGCAGAUGAUGAAAUUCGCUUUCACCUGCAUGCAUUGACGUUGGUACAUAGAGAUCAUCAAUUAAAAUUUUCAAGCACCAUGACGCAGGUUCGUGUCAUUGAUCCACUACUUGCCUCUGCGUGGGUCCAUGGGAAAGGUUUUGACUGUGCUUUGUGGGCCAAGGAUCACCCUGAGAUUCGCCAACAGAGCAUGUUGGUCAUCACGGCUGUCCUUGUCAACCAGCAUUGGAUACCAGUAUUCAUGUCACCGGUCAAAGAUGUUCUUCAAGUUUUUACUUGGGAUGGACAGGAUGCAUGUCAUGACACCCUGAAUCGAGUAAUUCAACGGGUUGCUGUUGGUUUGGGUUUUGCUGAAGCCUUAAUCAAUCGAGAACACCGUUUGUUUUUCUCAUCUGACCAGUGUGGAGCUUUGGCGAUUGCGUUCAUCCGAUAUGCAUUGGUUGGGACCAGUUUGCCUGCUGACAGGAAUGAAGCUGAGGCUGUUCACACCAUGCUGCGUGCUUUGCAUAUUCAGACCCUGUUGCAAUGUCAGAUUACUGAUCGGCCUUGGGUUUGGGGUGCUGGAGAUGCUGAUCCCACCGCAAGACCAGACCCAGCCCAACCUGCGCUCCUUAACAUCACUAGGGAUGACAGGAUCGAUCUGAUCAAUGCUAAGGGUUUUGCUAUGGCAGAUGAUGAAAUCAGGUUCCACAUUGUCAAUCUCAUUACCAAUCAAGAGAUACGCAACCCCUUGAUGGGGCGCACGUUUGUGUUCUUUGAACCUCUGGUCUAUAGUUGCUGGUCGUCCAUUGGGAAAACCAUCACUGAACAAUGGUGUGCUAGGCACAUGGAAGUGCGAACCCAAGGUUUGAAUAUUGUCACGGCUUUUUCGGUUGAGGACCACUGGAUCCCACUUUGGUUUUCACCCAGAGGGAAUUGCUUGCAGAUUCACACCUUUCAACAAGAGGCGAUUGAUUUCCGUCAAGUGGAGGAAAUUUUGGAGUUUGUCUCUGACUAUUUGGAUUUUCUCACUUUCGCUGUUCACAAAAUCCCAGUGCGACUCCCUGCGCAUGUCAUGUGUGGUGCGCAUUCGUUGGCGUUUAUUGCCCAUGUCAUCAUGAACAUGCCAUUGCCAGAUUCACUGGAGGAAUUGCGAACACCUCACACCAACAUGAGGGCAUCGUUUGUAGCACAUCUGUAUUCGGUUGAGGUUACACCACAGCCAGUUGUUUGGGGCAAUGGUCCUAAAAGGAUGUCUGAACCGCACUCAAUGCUGCCUGCCGACCUUGCGGAAAUCUCCACCACAUUGAUCCAGGAAGUUGCUUCUAUGGAGUCUGGCAUAGGAGAACACCAGAGAGUCACGCCUUGCUCUGGGAAUCAUUCAGGGGAAUCCGGGCUACUCCCUAGAAUGCCCGCGACUGCUGCAUCACAGCCAAGCAUGCCUACAAGCCGGGGUGCCGUAGUGCCUAGACGAGAUGUUGCAAGUAGCUCAUCGUCCAUGCCGAUUGACCAGUCUGUGUUGGAUGCCAGGUUGCUUCAGGUCACGUCACAUAGUUUUGCCAUGUCAGAUGAUGAGAUCUUGUUUCAGUUGCGGCACAUUGUGUCAUGCCAAGCCCAGCCUGUUGAUCGAGUGUUCUUGAUCCUCCCGCCUUUGUUUGUCACUAGGUGGUUUGAAGGUGAUGAUGCAGAGCUUCGCACAUGGAUUGAACAACACCGUGAUGUGAUUGGCCAGCCUGGUCAUCAUAUUCUUUGUCCGUUGCUCCUUGCUCAGCAUUGGAUACCAGUUUGGCUAGCACCCUCUACUGGAGGGAUGAUGGCUCAUACCUUUGCCGAUUUUGCCUCGGAUGACACUGAAGUCGAGCGCAUCCUACACCUGUUGGUUCACAAGUGUGGUUCAGCUUUGUUAGCAGUGCAUCGAGUCCCUCAUGGCCUUGUGGUCGAUCGGUUGUGUGGUGUAAUGACUGUGAGCUUCAUUGCACACAUUGUCCUUGGCACCAGGGUGCCGCGUUCCUUUGAGGAAUUGACCUCGCGCUGUUGGUCCAUGAAAGAGGUUUUUGUUGAGGAACUGCGGAAGGGUUGCCUGACUUUUCCGGUCCUGUGGGGCUGGGGACUCCAAGGGGAAUCCAGGCUACUCCCUAUAAUGCCUGUGUGGGAAUCUCCAUUGACUAGUUUUGCCGAAGCUUGUGGAGUUUUGCCUGCCAUGUUGCCAGCCGUUUGUAACUCCCUUGUUGGUGGUGACACUGAGGACCCGAUCACUUUGGGCAUGACAAUGCAUGAAAUGUCUCACCAUAUGAAUCUUGUGCGUGACUUUUGCCAGGUGCCCAUUGCAUGUGAAGUGGUUGCACAUCUAGCAUGUCUUGCCGACAAGGUCUCCAGAUUUCUUGAGGGUGAUCAGAUUGGUUUUGCUUGCUCAAUCUUGCAGAAUAUGCAUUGGUCUCCCCUCCUCAUUUGGAAGUCAGAUUUGCGCAUUGUGAUUGCUGGUGAAGAUGGGCCUCACCUUUCGCUUUUGGCCGACUUGUGCCCUGACGGGAUUAUCUUUGCCUUGCCUGUCUGUCCUUUACCGUCUUGUGGUACGGUUGCCCUGAUGAUUCUUGCACAAGGUGUCCUGGGUUUCAGGUGUCCACAUGACAUUCUUGCAGUUCGAGGUUGGUUGAAUUCACUUUGUCCUCACAUUGCCCUGGAUGGUGACCUGGUAGGCUUUGGUCCCUCGAGCCUCCUUUUGCAGAACCUUUGCAAAGAGCUUUUGAAACAUGGGAUUCCAGAGCAUGCCGUUGAGGAUAGAGCCAAGUCCGCCAUCAAGGUAUUAGGUAGUGAGCAGAUCAUGACAGCAUUGGGACAUAGACAACCGUGGCGUCAACUCAAGGCCCUGGGGAAUCACUCAAAGUUCCAGUCUGUCUUACCUACGGAAUUGGCUGAUGCGGUAGAAUCCAACAAAGGCAAGACAGUCGCUCCUAAGGGGAAGGGAAAAGGUAAGAUCAAACCACCCCCCGCCCUUGACCUUGAUCCAGGCAAGUUGCAAGUGCUUGAAGGCACAUUUCGCACACAUGAUCGGAUUUUGCCUCAGUUGUCCAUGAAGCAGAUCGGCCCCAUUAGUUCUGGGUUCAUCUUGAUGUCUUUGCAGGAUGCUGAGCCGUAUCUCAAGUCAGGCCGGGUUGUUUCACAAGAGCCUCUUGCUUUGGUGGUUCUGCAUGCCGCUGGGUCUCACAUUCAGACCGCACUGCCCCAUGCCACCAUUACAGUUCCGUGUCGUUGUACGGUCAACAGUGAGCCAGUUCUUGCUGAAGCUGUGAUUGUUCAAGUUGGUAGUGGAUUGGUUGAGAAAGCGGCUGGAGGUGAAAUCCUCGAUGUUGAUACUCCUGAAGUUGUCACCUUGAAGCUGCUGGUCUACAAAGAUGAGUUACAGCUUGAUUGGGAAGAAUUUUGCCGCUCACCCAUCAAAUGCCUUGUUUCACUCUUGCCAAUGCUGAAACGGUGUGAGAUGCAGGACUGUGGAUGCUCUUGUUGGCAUAAUGUGGAACAAUUGCCGAUUCGCGACCCCAUCCUUGAUGUCUGGAGAAGGCAGUUCUUGCGCCAAGGGUUCAAGCCGUGUCCACCAGCUCAAGCGGAAUUCUUUUCAGUUUGUAUGAGGAUCCCCCAAUGUCUUUUGGAAACUUUGCUGGCUGCAAGCGGUACUUCUGGCGCAUACUGUGAGCCGCGCACUGCAGAUGGGAAGGAGAUCUUGGCUGCAUACACGGUGGUCUGGACACCCAAACACACAUUGCAGGAAAUGCAACAUUUGCGUCAAACCAACCCUGCGGUGACUGGCCUUGCUCGUCUAGGGGAUCGCCGAGGCCUGAGAGUCCGAACCGAGCAAGCCAAGACCAUUCAUCAGCUGGUCCGUCCGGACUCGGUGUACCUUCCCAAUGGUCCAAAAUGUCAGUACUCUGUGGGUCCAUUUCCGUAUGGAGCGGAUCGGCAAGCUGUGUGUCGUAUGCUGCAAAAAGCAGGCUGGGAGUGUAGAGCCCUUCAACCCUCUACGCCUUGUCCGGGCCGUGGAGUCCUUUGGUUAGUGCAGUCGACGGAAGAACCGGCCCAAACAAUCAUCCCCACUUCUUUGGGGGAGAUUAUGAUCACCAAGGUGAAGCAGGAGAUGGUCAAUCAAGCGGUUCCCGCCAUGUCUGUCGGAUCUGCUGCGACUUUGGCCUUGUGUGGCAACCAGGGCAGUGCCCCUUCUGCAGACUGUGACCCUUGGGCCGCAUCCGACCCAUGGCAAACAUACAAACCGCUGCAUGCGGUACCUGCAGGACCACAAGAGGGGAUUCAGCAACUGGAAGAUCGUAUCCAGACCGCAGUCCUGGCAAAAAUCCAACAGCCAAUGGACCAGGACGAUUUACCAGACAGAGUGCAUACAUUGGAAGGCCAAGUUCAACAAUUGCUGCACAAGCAGCAAGGGUUGGAAGUCCAGUUUCACGAUCACAGUAGCCAACAUACACAGCAAAUCAAUGCUCUGCAAAACCAGGUGACGGCACAGGCACAACAGUUGCACGGACACUUGGAAAAUCAGAACCAGACGAUGCAGUCGUUGUUUGAGCAGCAGAUGCAGCAGAUUCGCGGACUUUUGGCCAAGCGGCCGCUGUGGCCGUGUGCUGUAACCACUCUUCUGGUCUGUCACGAUGGAGUUUUUGGCCAGUGUGGCUUUUCACUAUGGUUUGUCGUGUCGGUGAAGCUGCGCACCCUGAGCCCGUUCCGAUAUUGCAUUGGUGGCAAUCCUGUUCCGGCCCAGUCCAACCGGGUCCUACAUGCUGCAUGGCGAGGAGUUGCGGUCUUGUCCAAACAUCCAACCCGUAUGUUGCCUACUGAUGUGCCGUUGGACUUGCUGCAAUCGUCAAGGGUUGUCCUUACCACUACUUUGGUGCAAGACAUGUGGGUCACAGGUGGUACGGUCUAUGGUGAGCCCGACAGUUGUGCGUACCCCAAUCACAAGUUGCACAAUGAAGCCCUUUUACAUCAUGUUGCCAAUCAUGUUUGCCAUUUGGCUAAGGGUCCGCGUUAUGUGGCAGGGGAUUGGAACGUGGACUAUGGAUCGCUCCCGGUUUUUGCUCAGUUGGAAGCAGCAGGAUUCCGUGAUUUGCAAGACAUUGCUAUGUGGAAGGUCCCACAGGCCUUUCCUUGGCCAGAUGCUUGGGAUGUGGACCCUGCAUUUUGGCAGCAGUCACAGGGUACAUGUGCUGAACGAUAUACCGCACUGUGGCAACAUAUCGAGCACCGUGCUUGCGAGAAAUUGCCGUAUCCAGUUUCCAGCCAUGCUAAGGGUAGAGCUGACACGCAUGAGACUACUUACUCCACUGAUGGUAAGGUUUCACCCCCCAAACUGGCUAGGAAAGGAGACGUUCAACCGCAUUUUCUAGGUGCCACUUUUCGCCAUGCCCAGUGGUUGCGCCAGACCCGGAGAUUGCAGUCGUAUGUACGUUUUAUCCAAAAUAACAGUGCUGACUCUCUGCAUGCCAAGCGUGUCUGGGGUUCCAUUGUGCGUGCCAAAGGAUUUCACCCGUCCUUUCCUGCAUGGUGGCAGCAAUGUAUUCAUAGGACGCUUGCUGCACCAGGGACACUUCCUGUCUUCCCUCCCGAGCAUUUAGUUGCGAUUGAAAUCUUUGAGUCUAUGCAAUGUGAGUUACGCAAGUUUGAAAGCGAGCUUAAGUCCUCUUCUAGGAUGUAUGCUAGGCUCAAGAGGGACCGUAACCCUAAUGCCAUCUUUCAGGACCUUAAGGAGUUUCAGCCGCAUGGAGUUGACCUUUUGCUCCACCAAGCCCCUUAUAAGAUCCUUGAAGUACGUCAUGAUGACUGCUCUAUUGUCCUUGACCGCCCUGCUGAUUUUGUGUCUGACCAACCCAUAGUUAGCCAGGGACGCCCGUUUUCGGUCAUCCAUGCUGAGCACGAUGGUCUUUGGGUUGAUGAUGUCUCCACCGUCAAGCCGGGGGACUUGGUUACCCAAUUGGCAUCCAAAGGUACGCAUGAGGAGUUGUCUCAGAUGUUUUUGAAUACCUGGAAAAGCAUGUGGGAACGCCACACCAAUGUUCCGGUUGAGCGGUGGACAAUUAUUUUGGAUUUUGCCAGACAGCAUCUGCCCCGUCGUCAGUUUCAACUGCCUGUUAUUGAUGUCUCCUCUUUGACUGAGUGCCUUGCACACAAAAAGGCUACUACAACGGGUGGUCUUGAUGGGGUUUCACUCUCUGACCUGAAAGCCAUGCCGCCAGAUGCAUUGGGGAACUUCGUUGACAUGUUUCACCAUGCGGAAGCCACGGGUCACUGGCCGCCCCAGGUUGUUGCAGGAAGAGUUUCGUGUUUGGCUAAGACGACGCAUCCUUCACGAGUGUUGGACUUUCGCCCUAUUACUGUCUUGGGUUUGCUGUACAGGUGCUGGGGCACAUUCCAUGCUAGGCACAUCAUCAGGGCUCUUGAUGAGAUUUUGCCCACUGGAUUGUACGGCAGUCGGCCCCAUCGGUAUGCUGGUCAGGUUUGGUCUCACUUGCUUUGGAGUAUUGAACAGGCUUAUGAAUGCUCUAUUCCAUUGUGUGGCAUUAUUGUUGAUAUUCAGAAAGCCUUCAACUUUUUGCCCCGUUUGGUUGUCAUGGAGAGUUGUGCCCUAGUAGGUAUUCCGUUUAGGGUGCUGAGGGGUUGGUCAGGAGCACUUUCGAGCAUGGCACGCCGGUUCAUGCUUAAUGGUAGUCUGAGUCCACCCGCCAUGAGCAAUUGUGGUCUGCCUGAAGGGUUCACUCAGGCUAUGGACUUGCUGCUCGACCAACGGAAGACUCACACGUGGUCGGUUUGUCGAGAGGGUCGGUUUCAGCUCCGUGAGCAGGGCUUGGACACCAUCAACCAGUCUCGCAUUCGUGAAGAUGCCUCUGGUGCAAAUGCCAUGGUUCACCUGGGUCUCCUGGAGUCUGUGGAAGUUGACCCCUACGGGUUUGCCAUUAUGCAGACUUUUCGCUUGACGCGUGAUUGUGGAGUUCAAGCUCGGGUUGAAGGGGUUGCUCACCGACGGUGUUUUUCUGGCUUAGAGCGGUCAGACCCGCAUGACACUCAUGUUUGGAUGAAGUCCCUUGAUGUGGUGGAUCAAGCCCUUUUCCGCAAACUCCUCAAUGGUACACACAUCACCCAGGAUGGUAAGUGUCAUUGCCAGGAAUCCACAACCGAUGAGUGCCCUUUUUGCUUGUGCAGCGACAGUAGGUACCAUAGGUUUUGGGAGUGUGAGCAAUUUGUUUCACUGCGAGAACAUUUGAGCGCGGAAACACUGGAAACCAUUCGUGAUUUACCAGAGGCACUUACUUGCACCGGGUGGUCGCUUCAUCCUUCAACUUGGGAAGAGUGGAACCAAUACUUUGGACAAUUGGUUGAUGCUGCGGUACCUGAUUUUUUGGCGGAAGGGGAUGUGCAUCUCUUCACAGAUGGUAGUUGUCAUGACCAACAUUUGAUUCAGCAACGUUUUGCGGGCUGGUCAGUUGUCCAGGCUUCCAUUGAUGCAGUGCAUGACUUCUCAGGGAGUCGUAUUUUGGAUUCAGGUGUUUUGCCGGGCUUGUUGCAGAGCUCUGUAAGAGCGGAAAUUUACGCUGUGUGGCGGGCUCUUCUUUUGGCUCAGUUUUGCACGGGUACGGUUUACAUCUGGACUGAUUGCGAUGCCGUGGUGAAGCGUUUUCGUAAAUUGCAGUCUGGUGGGCUUCUCCGCACGAACAGUGCCCACGCUGAUCUGUGGGGUGAAAUCAAACUCUGUUUGGACUCAAGACCAGGAUCGACGGUUAUCACUCGGGUCGCCUCGCAUCAGUGCCCUGAUGCGGCUUCGUCUUUCUUGGCUGAAUGGUGUUUUCGACACAAUGGUUUGGCUGAUAAGCAAGCUGUUAGGGCUAAUUUUGCAAGGGGUGAUGUCUUCUGGGGUUUACACCAACGUCAUGCUGUUGCCUGUGAUGGGAUUGCUUUCUAUAAUCGUGCAGUGCAGAGAGUUCUUCUUCGUAUUAGCCAAGAAGUGAUGCGACAGAACACUCCGGUUCUGCUUGAGCCUACUCCAGUUGCCUGUGACAUGCCGGUGCCGUUUAAGCCAUGGUCUCCGUUGCCGCCUUUGCAGCUACCGGCUGCUGCAAUCAGAUGGUAUGGUGAUCCACUGGUUCGGGUCAUUACGAGCUGGUUCUGGCAGGUCGUAGACAGUGCAGAAGCCCUGACUUGGGUUUCCCAUUUCCAGCUUUACGUUGAUUUCAUGCUUGCAACCGGACAGCCGGGUCCAGUUCAUGCAGGCCAAUGGAUCAAUGGAAUGGACAUGCCAUGGGUAGGCCUUAGAGGGUUUUCCUUCAAGCAGCGAACCCGCUGGUUUACCAAGGUGCUUAAGGAGACGCUUCGACACCAGUCUGUCUCACUCCAGAUGGGUUUUGGUAAGCCGGCCUCCCAGAUGAUUUUGUUUCACACUGGCAUGAUCGCCGUGCCGUUUCCAUUGUAUCGCUUGCACCUGAUUGAUGAUUGGUUGCUUCGGGUUGGUGGUGGUUUCACUUUCAGACGUCAAGCCAAAGCAUUGGAACGCUUACCUUUUGCGGAUGUGCACCCGCUCUACCCACAGUUCGUCCUUACUUCAUUAGUUUUGGGCUGCGCCUUCCACGAGCCUGGCGUUUGCGAGGCGGUUGCAUGGGGAGAUGGAGUUAGGCCUCACGUUGGUGUCCUGGAUCUUUGCUGCUAUUGUACCUCGGUGCCGUUUUAUUCCGUCGUGAGUUCGAUGGUCGGAAGGCAGUUCGUGGUAGGAGUGCUCCUGCGUCGCUGCGUGCGAUUGACGUGUUUCCAGGGAGGUUCAGAAGGAACUUUGGUGGUUGUUUUUCUCCUUGGGAGCUGCUUCAUGUUUGCCGGGAUGCUCAAGUUCGAUGGGUUUUCGAUGGCUGGCAAGGUGGGUGCCCUCAUCUACAACCAGCUGGUGCCUGACGAUCAACUGGACGGCACGUCCAAUGAUAUACAUCCGAAACGGGACAAGAAACGGGAGCGGGACAUGCCCAGCAGCCCAUGGAUGGCGAAGCUGUCCUUGCAACGAUGCUUGGUACCGGUGGAGGACAUGGCAACUCCACAUCGCAUUGCCAAGUGGCCAAAGCGAGACGCAUUCAGGCAAGGUUUGCUACGACUGGUGACAUCCGAUGGAUGUGUCUUGGAUCCUCGAGCGUCACUGCUUGAAGCAGGACUUCAUGAUGGAGGAUGCCUCACAGCUAUUGCCGGACAAGCGCGGGUGGCUACAACAACCUCCGCCUUUGCCUUCUGGUGCACUGGUGGCACUGGAGUGGUCACAUGGGGCAAUCCCAUGUGUGGUGGUGACAACUGCCGAGUACAAGAUCAAUUGAACAACGUCCAGCAAGUCUCAGCCACCUUCAGUGCAUUUGCUGCUGUCUUGGCAGAUGGGACGGUGGUGACCUGGGGCGAUGCGAGCCGCGGUGGUGACAGCACCCAAGUUGCAGAUCAGCUGAGGAAUGUGUGGCAGAUCCAUGGGUCCCAUGGGGCAUUUGCUGCGAUUCUGCAAGAUGGCACGGUUGUAUCCUGGGGCCAUCCGCAGUAUGGUGGUGACAGCAGCCUCCUACAGCCGCAGCUCUGCCAAGUUCGUCAGAUCACCGGCACUGCUGGUGCCUUUGCAGCGUUGGGCCAUGGUGGGCUACGCACCUGGGGCGAUGCGGCGUGGGGGGGCGAUAGCAGCAUGGUGCAGGACCAGCUUACAAAUGUGCAGCAGGUUUUCGCCACGAACCGAGCCUUUGCUGCGUUGAAAGCAGAUGGAAGAAUCGUGACCUGGGGUCAUCCUGGAUAUGGUGGAGAUAGCUCCAAGGUACACGAUCAGCUCCAUGAUGUGGUGAAGGUGGUUGCCACUCGUCAUACCUACGGCGCUGCCUUUGCCGCGCUUCGAAGCACUGGAUCGGUGGUGACGUGGGGCCACAGCCUCUAUGGAGGCGACAGUAGUCUGGUGCAGCAUCGCUUGAGGAACGUGCGGCAUAUUUCUGCCACCCUCAGCGCGUUUGCUGCUGUGGGAGAAGAUGGACGUGUCACUACAUGGGGCGAUGCAUUCCUGGGUGGUGACAGCACUGGAGUUCAAGAUCAGCUUGUUGGUGUCAGAGAAAUUUCUGCCACCAGUGGAGCGUUUGCUGCGAUGGCUGAUGGACAUAUUGUCACCUGGGGUGAUGCAUCGCUGGGUGGCGACAGCAGCCAUGUCGCGACAGCUGGGCCGGGGCUGCGAGAAGUUUUUGAAGUGCACGCGACGGAUGGGGCAUUCGCUGCGAUCCUUUCAGAUGGAAGCGUGGUGACAUGGGGCCAUUUGAAUUACGGCGGGAACAGCGCCAGGGUGCAAGAUCAGCUGCGAAAAGUGUAG
Cladocopium goreaui is the source of this 11232-nucleotide messenger RNA. The record is from the annotation of a GenBank genome assembly. NCBI's taxonomy places the organism in Eukaryota, Dinophyceae, Suessiales, Symbiodiniaceae.